Brenthis ino (lesser marbled fritillary) is the source of this 1602-nucleotide messenger RNA. The record is from the annotation of a GenBank genome assembly. Lineage: Eukaryota; Metazoa; Arthropoda; Insecta; Lepidoptera; Nymphalidae.
AUGCGCUUAAAAAGAAAUUCGGAGCAGAAUAGUGAGGAUGAAUCAACAGCCAGUUCAGUUAAAUCUGUUGAGAGCUAUGGAGUAUUUGAAAGCGCGUGUUCAGAUUGUUCAGAAUGUGAGUACGGGUCCGACGCGAAGCAAAAUCACAUAUACCAUAUAAGAGCGAGUUGUGCGAGGUUCUUCGAAGAUCGCGAGACCUAUCCUUUACUGAUGGGGGCAAAAUUGACCAACACGUAUAGAUCGAUGAGCACAAGUUCAGAUACUUUGGGUCCAGCAGAAUUAUCAGGUAGCGAAAUCAUAGCUACGUACAAACGGACAAUGCAGAAAGACGUUGAACCGGAUAAGAAUAAACAAAGCUCUCUUGUCACAAUAUUUUCUAUAUGGAACACAAUAAUGGGGUCAUCUCUACUGACCAUGGCGUGGGGUGUGGAACGUGCCGGCUUACCCACGGCGUUGAUUCUACUCGCCUUCAUGGCGGCCCUAUGUCUGUACACCGCGUACAUACUAUUGAGGGUAAAUGCUCACCAUGGUAGUGAAACAUGUGAAGUGCCAGCUUUAUGCAAAGUGCUGCUCGGCUCGGGAGCCGCGGCGAUGGCGCACGUGUUCAGCGUCGUGGUGCUGUUGGGGGCCAACGUCAUAUAUUGGCUGCUUAUUACCAACUUUCUGUACUACACCGUCAAUUAUUUUAUGGAUGUUAGUACAAGCACAAACACUACAGUCUACAACUCAAGUCUCCUGUGCCCUAACAACGACUGGCUACUCGGUAUUUCAUCUCAACCUCUCGAAGAUCCAUCACCGUACUGGAGUCUGCACACCACCGUCCCUUUCUACGUUGCCAUCAUUAUGUUCCCGCUUAUCAGCUUCAAAAACGUAUCUUUCUUCACUAAAUUUAAUUCUUUAGGUACACUAUCAGUAUUCUACUUAUUAAUAUUCGUCGUCAUAAAGGGCUGGCUGUGGGGUAUCAACCUGCCGAGCGCGGCGCUGGCGCGCGGCGGCGGCAGCGACGCGGCCGUGCUCAGCGGCAUGCUGGCUUUGUCCUUCUAUAUACAUAAUAUUAUCAUCUCGGUGAUGAGUAAUAAUGCACGACAGGAGAACAAUGGCAGGGAUUUAACAAUAGCGUUUAUGUUAGUAACUGUAACAUACGGUCUAGUCGGCGCCGUCUUCUACAUCUGCUUUCCUCUCGCCAAGUCCUGCAUAGAAGAUAAUAUUCUAAAUAAUUUCGAGAUGCACGACGUGAUGACUGCUAUUGCGAGGAUACUGUUGCUAUUUCAAGUGAUCACGGUGUUCCCGCUGAUCGUGUUCAUGCUGCGCGCGGCGGCGGCGCGGCUGAGCGCGCGCGCCGCCGCGCCGCGCGCCGCGCUCGCGCUCAACCUCGCCGUGCUCGCGCUCUGCAUCGCCGUCGCGUGUCUGUGCCCCAAUAUUGGGACUAUCAUCAGAUACAUGGGCGCGGUCAGUGGGCUCGUGCACGUGUUCGCACUCCCCGCACUCUUACAGAUGCGUUCACUGCAGAUCCGCGGCAAACUGACCAUAUGGAAAGGAAUCUUUUACUCUCUUAUUAUAAUAUUCGGUUCAGUUAACCUGAUAAUGCAAUUCUUUAUUGCU